AUGAUAGGAACAAACACCAAACCUGGCCUUGAUCGUUCCCAAUUCACAGCCAUUAUCAAACAUAGAAUUGAACAGAACCACCAACUUAUAUCCAACAUUAUUGGUUUGUGUGAUUGUGACGACAAGUACAAUUCAUUCACUUCCAUCCUGAAAAUGCCAGAUUUUAAUGUGGAUUGUAAUUUGGAAGAGUUUGAAGAGCAAGCUAGAAAGCAACGUGUUAAAAUGUUCUUGGCAGGGUUGUUGGAAGAUAGGGAUAUUGCUUGGAUAGCACUUGGUAGUAAUUUUAAGUUUAGGCAUAUUUCGGAUAGAUUUAAGGAAGAUUAUCAAGUUGUUUUACAAGCUGUAAAAUAUGAUACUAAAGCUUUUGAAUUGGUUUCUGAUAGAUUUAAAGAUGAUGAGAGAAUAGUUUUCGAAGCUGUUAGAAACUGUGGCAGCAAUCUCAAAUUUGCAUCUGAAAGAUUGAAAGACAAUAACCAGAUUAUUCUAAAAGCCAUCAAGAAGAAUACAUCAGCAAUUAUGUAUGCCUCAAAGAGAUUCAAAGAUUACUUUGGCGAAUUACUUUCUGAUAGUGAGCUACUCCAAUUAGAAAGAUUUGAAAAAGAUUCGUCUGAUUUAUUCUUCAACGAAGGGUUUGACAAUGAACUGCUCAUGUUAGAAUUUGUCAAGUUAAAUACAAGGUCUCUCAGAAAGGCAUCCGAUCGAUUGAGGGAUAAUCAAACAAUUGUGUUGGAAGCUAUCAGGAGAAAUGCCAUGUCGUUGUGUUAUGCAUCUGACAGAUUGAGAGAUACUGAGAUGGUUGUGAUGGAAGCAGUUACACAAGAACCUCAAAUGAUGAAGUAUGCUUCCAAUAGAUUGAAAGAUAAUAAGCAGUUUGUGUUGAAGAUCAUGAAAUCAUUGGGAUACUCGUAUGAUCUUUCUUUGGUUCAGUAUUUAUCGAAACUAUUGCAAGAUGAUGAGCAAAUUAUUAUAGAAGAAAUCAAGAGAGACCAAUCACCACUCUUUUUUGCAUCUGAAAGGUUGCAAGACAAUGAAGAAAUUGUAAUGAAAGCAGUCAACCAAAAUGGAAUGUCACUUUAUUGUGCUUCCGAGAGAUUGAAGGAUAAUGAAAAGAUUGUUUUGGAAGCGGUUCGAAAUACUAGUGAAGCCCUUACUUAUGCAUCCAAUAGAUUGAAAGAUAGUGAACUAGUUCUGAUGGCAGCCAUUUGUCAUGGUCGUUUGUGCAAGGCUCUUUCGUAUGCUUCUGAAAGAUUGCAAGAUAACGAAUUGAUUGUUUUGGAAUCUGUCAAGAAGAAUGGGUCUAUGCUUGGAUAUGCAUCUGAUCGAUUGAAAUAUCAUGAACAAAUUGUUUUGGAAGCAAUUAAACAGGAACGAUCAUCAAUAGAAAAUAUCACUUCUGCAAGAUUGAAAGAUACUGAAACGAUUAUAUUGGAAUUGGUUAAGGAUUCUACCAUGAAACAUGUACAUAAUCUGGAAAUUGAUGAAUAUGAGUUUCAUUCCUCAGGCAGUGAAGUACGUUCUGAUUUAUUUAAUGAAUAUUGUUCUGAAAGAUUGAAAAACGAUUCACAAUUCAUGUUAAAAGUAUUGGCAAGCAAGUGGAGAGGUGGAAUCGCACAUGGACUUUCAGAUAACAAGCAAUUUAUGCUUGAGGCAAUUAAGCUCAAUUGUUGGGCAAUUGAUUCAGCUUCCGAACAAUUAAGAGACGAUGAAGAGGUUGUAAAGGCAGCUAUUUCUCAAAAUGGUAAAACUCUUCAAUAUGUUUCUGAUAGAUUGAAGAAUGACAUAACUAUAGUCUCAAGUGCAGUGAAAUCCUCAGUUGCCUCCUUAAAGUACAUUGGUGAAAAGUUCAGAAAUGUUGAAUUUAUUUGUUAUUGCUUGGAGAAUCAAUUGAUUUCUUCCAAACCUUCAAAUGUUGUUAAGGAAAUACCAUUCUUUGGAAAUUUACAUUUCUAA
This is a messenger RNA of Naegleria gruberi, 1950 nucleotides long. RefSeq lists its product as uncharacterized. The record is from RefSeq and is a predicted model, not a curated record. Bases 1 to 1950 code for a protein of 649 amino acids. NCBI's taxonomy places the organism in Eukaryota, Heterolobosea, Eutetramitea, Acrasida, Naegleriidae. The transcript has a single exon.